Molecule: messenger RNA, 1416 nt
Organism: Talaromyces rugulosus
Lineage: Eukaryota; Fungi; Ascomycota; Eurotiomycetes; Eurotiales; Trichocomaceae
Exons: 5
Coding region: 1-1416 (471 amino acids)
Molecular function (GO): dioxygenase activity
Source: RefSeq, a predicted model, not a curated record
AUGGCUUCUAGUAAGCUGUUUGAGGGCAUCCCGCCAUUUCCAGACGACAUUCCCACUGUCUCCAUGAAUACAGUGUCGCUCACAGGCCUGCGUGAGAAUGAUGCCAAGGUGGUGGCCGCCUGCAAGGAGCUUGGCUUCUUCUUUCUCGAUCUGCGCGGGGACAGCAUGGGCGAUGCCAUGAUUGAAUGCAUUGACCAGCUGUUCGCCAUUGGCCAGGAAAUCUUCGACCUGCCCGAGAGUGUUAAGCAUCAGUACCUGCACGACAUUCCGCGAAGUUUUCUAGAGUAUGAACGUCUACUGACAAAGACAGAAACGGAGGAGCCAGGCCGAUUCGAAUGGUUCAACCUCGGCCAGGAUGGUCUCAUGGGCAACGCCGACCUGCAGGCGCUCCCGGAAUUCCAGAUUGCCACCUUGAUCAAUCACACGCUCGCCAAGCAGCUCUCGCUGCCGGUCGAGACCUUUGCCGCGGCGCAGCGGCCGACUGAGCUGUCUGGCACGGUGGUGCGUUUCAUCAAGGCAUUCGCCAGCCCCGGCGCCCAGGAUCUCCGCACGAGUAUGAUUCACCACACCGAUUUUGGCUCUAUCACCCUCCUGGCCAACGUCGUCGGCGGCCUACAGGUCCUCACGCCCGGCGACUCGGCCCUUGACGAGGACGCAUGGCGGUGGGUGCGCCCGCAGCCUGGCUGCCUCAUCGUAAACCUCGGCGACGCCAUGGUGCAGUGGACAGGCGGUGCGCUACGCAGCAACGUGCACCGCAUCAAGUACCCGCCUGGUGAGCAGCGUUUUGUUGACCGGUAUAGCCUGGCGGCGCUCUUCCGGCCGGAGCGCAACGCGAGCAUGAAGCCGAAGACGGGCCAGGACCGGGCAGGCGUCGAGGACACUGACCUGACGGCCUGGGAGUGGGAGGUCAAGAUGGCCAUGGCACUUAGCAGGGGAGAGGCGGUGGUAGAGAGCAAAGGUGGCGAACCCGUGGUGCCCCUGGGCCAAGCAGUUGGUGCCGGCCCUGGUGUACACUAUAAGAGCUACGACGAGUUCCUCUCCGCUGAGGAGCUCGCCGGGGUCAUGAACGGCAAGACGGUUGCCCCUAUGGUCCGGAGAUUUGACCUCGAGAUCAAGCGCCAGGUCAAGUACCCCGAUGUGGUCAUUGCCGCUUAUCGGCAGGAAAAGAUUGAGCCCACUCGCAACGGCGGCACCACUGUGCUCUUCUCGCUCCAGCAACAGGCUAUUGUGUCCCAGAUCAAAGGCACAACCACAUACGUCGACGUCAAGACUGGUCGGCCCAAGGAUAUUCGCACUCUCGGUGGCGGCUUUCCAGCCUUGUUCGAGGGAUUCACCAAGAAAUCCGAGAGGGCCAAUGCUCUCCGCGAGAGGUGGGAGCUGGAACACCCGCCCAAGGCUCCUAGGGCAAAAGUUUGA